CAACUGUUUUCAAAUUUCACAGCUCCCACAAAAUCGCUUUUUUUUCCGUGUACUUCUUCCAUCAAUUAACAUACUCGAAAGAAGAUUAUUAACGGAGACAUUAAACGAUUCAACAGUAAUGGAUGUGAGGUCUGUUGUUGAAGCUGUUUCUACCGAUGAUGACGACGCUCCAUUGUACCAGGUUGAGAGCCUCUGUAUGCGAUGCCGUGAAAAUGUAAGUUUGUAUGCGAAUACACAUGUAUGAAGAUGAUUACAGUGGAAGUUCUUUGAUGCUGAUAUGGACUUCAAUUGCAUCGAGUGACAGGGGAUAACGAGAUGUCUAUUAACUUUGAUUCCACACUUUAGGAAGAUCUUAUUGUCAGCCUUCGAGUGUCCUCAUUGUGGCGAGAGGAACAAUGAGGUGCAGUUUGCUGGUGAGAUACAACCCCGAGGGUCUUGCUAUCGCUUGGAAUUCUCAUCAGGUGAUUAAAAGAUGCUUAAUCGACAAGUAGUAAAAUCCGAAACAGCCACAAUUAAGUCCGUCACUGCAAGUGUAAAAAUCCCGGAGAUUGAUUUGGAGCUUGCAGGUGGCAAUUUAGGAGGCCUUGUGACAACUGUCGAAGGUUUAGUCACCAAAAUCAACGAAAGUCUUGAGAGAGUACACGGGUUCACUUUUGGAGAUAGUCUUGAUGAGGAUAGAAGAAGCAAAUGGCUCGACUUUAAAGCCAGACUCCUCAAGCUUCUGAAUAUAGAAGAAACUUGGACAUUGAUCUUAGACGAUGCUCUGGCAAACUCUUUCAUUGCACCAACAACUGAUGAUAUUAAAGACGACUUUCAGUUAACUUUUGAUGAAUACGAGAGAUCAUGGGAACAGAACGAGGAGUUGGGAUUGAAUGACAUGGACACCUCUUCUGCUGAUGUGGCAUAUGCUUCAUGAAAUCAGUUGGCUUGUAUCAUAAUUAAGUUUGUGUCAUUUGUGUUUUUCAAGACUUUUUACUGUAAACUUAAUGCCUAACUACUUUUGUCUUAUUAUUUAAGAUUUCACAACCGAUUGAUUUUAGGCCAUAAUUUAUACUAGUUAUUUAUAUAAGAAAAUAAGAGAUUCGAGUUUUUGUAGGUUUUAGGGUCGUGGGUAUGUUUUUUUUAAUCAAGUUGGGAAGACACCAUCUUUUAUAAGGAUGUUGUGAUACAUAAAUAAAAAAUCUGACAAAAAACAUUCAAGACAAAAGGACCUUUAGAAUAAAAACUCAAUCCAAAAAC
Messenger RNA from Lactuca sativa (garden lettuce), 1239 nucleotides. The record is from RefSeq and is a predicted model, not a curated record. NCBI's taxonomy places the organism in Eukaryota, Viridiplantae, Streptophyta, Magnoliopsida, Asterales, Asteraceae.